AUGCUGCCUGACCAUUUCACAUUUGGAAGUGCUUUAAAGGCUUGUGGAGCAGUGAGUGUGCUCUCCAACGUGGAGCUAAUACACACUUGCAUCAUCAAGCUGGGUUAUCCGGAUGGCAAGAUUGUUACUGCGUCACUUAUUGAUUCUUAUGCAAAAUGUCAGAGUUUGAGCAGUGCAAGGGUGAUAUAUGACUCCAUGUGUGAACCAGACCUCGUUUCAUCUACUGCACUGAUCAUUGGGUACUCUAUGGAUAGAAACCACAGCGAAGAUGCAAUAAAGCUCUUCUGUAAGAUUCACCGUAAGGGUUUAAAAAUCGAUGGUGUUCUGUUAAGUUCUUUGCUUGCUAUUUGUGCUAAUACAGCAUCAAUAAAAUUUGGGACACAAGUUCAUGCUUAUAUGAGCAAGAAGCAACCUAUGGGUGAUGCAGCAUUGGACAAUGCUCUAGUUGACAUGUACGCGAAAGCUGGUGAAUUUGCCGAUGCUAGGCGUGCUUUUGAUGAAAUGCCCCACCGAAAUGUGAUUUCUUGGACUUCACUUAUUACUGCCUGUGGGAAAAAUGGUUUCGGAGAAGAUGCUGUGACCCUUUUUGACAGGAUGGCGGAGGAUGGUGUAAAGCCAAAUGAUGUGACAUUCCUUGCUCUUCUGUCUGCUUGUAGUCACUCUGGUCUUAUGAACAAAGGGAUAGAGUAUUUCACUUCCAUGAUGAGCAAGUAUGGUAUCAAUCCAAGAGCGGAGCAUUAUAGCUCUGCUAUUGACCUUCUUGCUCGUGGAGGUCAGUUGGAAGAUGCAUGGAAGCUUGUUCAGAAGAUGAACGCUGAACCCAGCUCAUCAAUGUAUGGUGCCAUGCUUGGAGCUUGUAAAAUACAUGGAAAUGUGCCUCUUGGAGAAACUGCAGCCAAGAAUCUUUUCAGUAUAGAUCCUGAGAGCUCUGUAAACUAUGCUGUUCUUGCAAAUGUGUAUGCAGAAUCAUGUCUAUGGGAAAAUGCUCAGAGAACCAGAAAAUUAUUGGCCGAAACAUCCAGUGGAAAAGAAGUUGGUUGCAGUGUCAUAUGA
Messenger RNA from Panicum virgatum (switchgrass), 1053 nucleotides. Its product is annotated as pentatricopeptide repeat-containing protein At3g20730-like. Lineage: Eukaryota; Viridiplantae; Streptophyta; Magnoliopsida; Poales; Poaceae. The record is from RefSeq and is a predicted model, not a curated record. Gene Ontology annotation, biological process: RNA modification. The transcript has a single exon. The coding region runs from base 1 to 1053 and encodes 350 amino acids. Gene Ontology annotation, molecular function: RNA binding; protein binding.